Molecule: messenger RNA, 1372 nt
Organism: Sebastes umbrosus (honeycomb rockfish)
Lineage: Eukaryota; Metazoa; Chordata; Actinopteri; Perciformes; Sebastidae
Exons: 13
Coding region: 164-1225 (353 amino acids)
Source: RefSeq, a predicted model, not a curated record
UCCUCCUCUCUUUAGACUGUGUGAACAAAACUACAAUAAGGAAGUUCUCAUUUCCCAAAGUCAUCGACACACUUGCACAGGACACUCACAACAGCAGAGUCUUCUCUCCUCGUAUCAACAAGCUCAGGACAAAAGUGUGAAACCAGAGAUUUCAGCAGGAACAAUGGAACACAGCAUCGGUAACAGCAAGGACAUCAUUGUUGGGUCCAACAAAGGGAAGAUUGGUGCUAAUAAUGUCAUCAAUAUUAGCGGAGGAAUAGGAUCCCAGUCAAAUACUGGCAACUCGUGUAACAAAGGAGGUGGAAGCAGCUCUGGAUCUACUGAUUCUGGGAACACCGGCAAUGGGAGCGGAGGAACAGGAUCCCAGUCAAAUACUGGCAACUCAUGUAACACAGGAGGUGGAACUGGAGGCAACUCUGCUUCAGGCAACACCGGCAAUGCGAGGGGAGGAAAUGCAGUCAAUGUUGGCAACGUAACUAACAUGACAAUUGGAGACAAUGCAGGAGACAUCGGUGCGAAGAACACCUGCAAUAUGAGCGGAGGAAAAGGAGUUAAAGUGGAUAUGGGCAUCAUAAGUAACAUGGGUGCCGGAUCCAACACAGGAAACAUUGGUUCAGGGAACAACUGCAAUGUGAUGGGAGGAGACGGAAUCAAAAUAGGUAUGGGCAACAUCAGUAACAUGACAGUUGGAGGGAAUGCAGGAGGCAUUGGUGUAGGGAACACCGGCAAUGUGAGCGGAGGAACAGGAUCCCAGUCAAAUACUGGCAACUAUUGUAACACAGGAGGUGAAACUGGAGGCAACUCUGCUUCAGGCAACACCGGCAAUGCGAGGGGAGGAAAUGCAGUCAAUGUUGGCAACGUAAGUAACAUGACAAUUGGAGACAAUGCAGGAGACAUCGGUGCGAAGAACACCUGCAUUAUGAGCGGAGGAAAAGGUGCUAAAGUGUAUAUGGGCAUCAUAAGUAACAUGGGUGCCGGAUCCUACACAGGAAACAUUGGUUCAGGGAACAACUGCAAUGUGAUGGGAGGAGACGGAAUCAAAAUAGGUAUGGGCAACAUCAGUAACAUGACAGUUGGAGGGAAUGCAGGAGGCAUUGGUGUAGGGAACAACUGCAAUGUGAGCGGCGGAAGAGGAGUUGAAAUUAAUAUUGGCAACGCAGCAAACACAGGGAUUGGGUUCAACGCAGGAGACAUUGGUGCCGGGAACAAUGUUAACAUCAACUAAUGAAAUCCCAGUCCAAAAGACCAUGGCACACCAACAAACAAAAAAAAAAACUCCAAAUGAAAAUCAAGAUGUAGAAAAAGACUUGUUUCUGCAGCAUUCUUUAUACAUUUUCCUGUUUUGUUUCACAAUAAACUGUGUUGAAGAUGA